UCCUUUUUGUAGGGAUUUUUGUGAAGGAUGGUGAAGGGCUAGGAAGGAUUUAAUAGUUAGAAUCCCUUGUGUAUGCUUUCCUUGGUGCUUUAUGUUCAUUCUUCUUAAAUGCCCAUCAUAACCUUAAGGUAAGUGGAAGUUAACCCAACUUUAUAAAUAAAGAAUCUGAGACUCAGAGAAGUUAAAUGAUUCCAGGAGCUACAUAGAGUGAUGGCAAGCACAAGUUUAAAUCCAUGUCUGACUUCAAGGUCCAUUCUUCUUCCACUGUACACUUAAAUAGAACCCUGCUGGUAGCACUUUCCUUUUAAAAGUUUGGAGUAAUCCACUGUUCCAAUCUAUAUACUAUAGCUAUAUCCACUAUUGUUUUGUGAUGGGUGGAACCAGGGAAAAACUUACUAUUAAACAAGUAUUUAUACACAAAACCUAUAUAAAAAGAUUCUCUCCUCAAAUCAUUUAUUCCAUACUGAGUCAACAUCAGAUGAGUUCCAAAUCAUUCCUGUCUGGUUUUCUACUCUUUUCCUCCAUCCUCCUCCUCUUCCAUUCUUGCUCUCUCCUCAGGAUCUAUUUUGCUUCUGGCUGAUAAUCACUUGGUUCUGUCUUAUUAAUUGGAGGUGGGGGCGAGGAGGAGGGCUUACAGGUUCCCCCUGUCCUUUGCGUAGGAAUAAGAGGUAAGGAGAACAGCCCCUCAUUGUUUAACCUCAAUGAAAAAAUCUGCAAGAUGGUUAAUUGUCUAAUAUUGACUGCACUGUCAUAGGUGUCCCGUAUUACCUAUCUUCCUAAUUGGCUUUUCUGCACUUUAUAAAAGAAUCCUUUUCUUGUAGAGUGGGUCCAUACAUUAGUGAAUAUCACAGUAAUUGGGGGGGGUGGGCUAUAAAUAUUUGGCCGUUGAGUGCUUGGUAUAUAUGCCAGGCAUUGUACCAAAAAAAAAAAAAAAAAAACUUUGCAAACAUCAUCACUCUGCAAAACCUUGUGAGAGUUUUCCCUUUAUGUGUCUAUUAUCUCCAUUUUUUAAGAAAAGUGGAGGCAAAAAAGUUUACUUACUGAAUGUCACAGAUAAAUGUCAGAGCAAACCGAAGUCUAAAUCCUAAACCAGUACGGUUAACCAUUUCAUCCUUGAGAGAGAAAAAAUGCGUUUUAAUAUAUGAAAGUGUGUUCUGUUUUCUUAUGCAGUUGUAUCCAACAAUCUCAGGCCACUAUGUGUUUUAAGCAUACUAGUGAUCGCCCAUGUAGCUGUUUUCCCAUCUGUGUCCUCUGCUAAAGAAAAAGUGUGGUGGCUGGGGUUUUCAAAAAUCCGCGCCCAGGAAAUGUGGCAAGGUCCCCGGAAGAAAGCGGAAAGCCUGCCGCUGUCCUGCAUCUAGACACUGUUUUUGUGAUGGUUAGGAGAGCAAGUACUGGUGAUACUGUGGACAGAAUACUCCUGAGUCCAACGCAGAGAUUUUGUCAGGGGUGGGGCACGAACCCGGUUGCACCGGGGCUACCCAUUCCCUCCUCCACAUCGGCUCCCCUAGCGUGCGGACUUCCGGGAAGGAAGGGCGUUUCCUGGGAGACAGAUUUGGUGGCACUUGAAGCCACUGCUGCGAAUAAAUUCACCCAGGGAGCAGGGGAAGGGCUGGCAGUUUCCAGUACAGGAUGGUGGUGGCCUGUGUUUCCAGUCAUCUAAGAAGAACAGGAGAUGGUGCUAAGACAUUUAUUAUCCUUCUUUGUCAUUUACUCAGAGGACUUCAUACAGUCAUAGACAAAGAACAGGAUUCUUUGAUUUCCAAAAAUAUUCAAACCCAUAGAAGGCAUUGGAAAAAUUGUUGUCAGUGGAAAUUUAUUUCUCAAGCUCUUCUGACGUUUCAGACACAAAUAUUAGAUUAUAUUAUGGACCACUACUUAAGUAAACACUUUCUGACCAUCUUUUCUUCAUCCACUGAAGAGAGAACAUUGUGUAGGAGCUCUUUAGAGCUGCUCCUAGGAGCAUACUUUUGUGGAAGAGUGGGGAGAAAUAAUCACUACUUUAUUUCACAGUUGAUGUGUAACUACUUUUUCAAGUGUAUGGCUUGUGAAAGUGGGUUUGAAGAAGUAUUUGACUUAGUGGAUGACUAUUUUGUAGAGUUGAAUGUUGGCGUCACUGGCCUUCCUGUCUCAGACUCCAGGAUCAUAGCUGGGCUUGUGCUUCACAGAGACUUUUCUGUAUACUGUCCAGCAGAUGGUGACAUAAGAGUAGUAAUAGUAACAGAAACCAUUCAGCCUCUUUUUUCAGCUUCUCCAUCAGAGUUUAUUCUAAAUUCAGAAACACAGUUUCAGACCUCUCAGUUUUGGAUUAUGGAAAGGACAAAAGCAAUAGUGAAACAUUUACAGAGUCAAAAUGUAAAAUUGCUCCUGUCUAGUGUGAAACAACCGGACUUAGUUACUUAUUAUGCAGGACUGAAUGGCAUAUCAGUGGUAGAGUGUUUAUCACCAGAAGAAGUUUCUCUUAUCCAGAGGGUCAUGGGUCUUUCUCCCUUUAUAUUACCACAGGCUUCUUCACAGUAUGAAAUCUGUAACACGGCUUCGGUGAAAUUUUGUAAGCCUCUUACCUUGAGAUCCAAAAGGUAUGUUCAUCUUGGUUUGAUUAGCACAUGUUCAUUUGUACCACACUGUAUAGUUCUCUGUGGACCAGUGCAGGGUCUUGUCGAACAACAUGAAGGUGCUUUACAUGGAGCAUUUAAAAUGCUUCGACAGCUGUUUAAAGAUCUUGAUCUAAGUUACAUGAUACAAACCAGUGAUGAAAACCAUACAAGUCCUCUUACUUAUAAGGAUAGCAGAGAAAGUAAUCCAUUGCCAGAAAUUGUUAAUGGCUUAAUACAGAGGCCGUAUCAGGGCACAGUUGUAAAGAACAAGGGUAAUCUGGCAAAAACUCAAACAUAUUUAAAAGUAUAUUCAAAUUUGGUAGUUCCGAGUGUAGAAUUAGAAAGCUGUAUUCCAUGUUCCACACCAAAAGUGACACCAACAGAUACAUACCAGACAAAUGAAACACUGAGAUGCUUAGCUCCAACUAAAACCAGGACAAUUGAUGACAAUGAACCAUUUAUUGAGAGUAAUUCUGCUAAUUCAACAGCAGAAAACACUGGAAUAGAAAUUUCCUCUGAAAAUUUACAAGUCACAAAAAUUGCUGGAAAGGGAAACUUGUUGCCAGUGAGAGAGAAGUCACUGGAGAUGUGUACUUCCCAGAGUUACUGCUGCUCCACUCUACCAGCAGGUUGUGUUUUGCCAGUGGGUGGUAAUUUUGAGAUCCUAUUACAUUACUAUCUUCUCAACUAUACCAGAAAAUGUCAGCAGUCAGAACAAUCUGUGGUUAGCAUGAUAAUAGCUAAUGCUCUUUUAGGCAUUCCCCAAGUCCUGUAUAAGUCUAAGAAGGGAACGUACAGCUUUCCACAAAUAUAUAUAAGAACUCUCCACGCACUGCAAACCAGUCAACCCAUUGUGAGCAGUCAGACAGGUUUGGAAUCAGUAGCUGGUAAAUACCAAUUACUAACUUCAGUUCUUCAGUGUUUAACAAAAAUUUUAACCAUUGAUUUAGUAAUCAAUAUUAGGAGACAGCCUCGGGAAAUGUAUGACCAAGAUUCAGAUGAGGAAGUAUAAAAUUGGAAGUUUCUUAUUAACCAAAAUUUUAAUUCAACUCAAGCAAUAAAGAAGGAUGUGACAACUGAUUCUCAAAUCAAUUCAGUCUAGUUAGGAAAACAUCAAAACUUAAAAAGCCUUUAGAAUAAGUACACUAGGAGGCUGGCAGACAUUCAGACACAAAUACUAGAAAAUAUUAUGGAACAAUUUCAAGGAGGAAGCUUUCCACACGGGGAAGCCAAGAUCUGACUGAGUGUGUCUUUCUUCCUCUUACAGGUGCCUCUCUCAGCUCUGUGUUAGUUCGUGUAUAUAUGGGAGGGUGUUUCCUUAUAGCACCUUUUUGCUUUACUGUAUUUUCUUUCACUCUCUUCAUCUGUCCUCACCUUUCCGUAUUUACUUAGUUCAUAGAAUCAUUUAAUCUGAGAUUUGGAUGGAGUCGUCAGGUGUCAUCCUAUAUUAAAGGUUUAAAAUACAAAAUUCAGUAUUUGCUUUAUUCAGAAUAAUUUAUUUUCUCUACUCAUAAUUUCUAAAGCAGUGAAUAAAAGUCUUGAUUUUUUUUUCUUCAAGCAUAUAAAUUAGUCUUUACUUUUAAAUAUCCCCUUAUUUAUAUCCAUUUUAUGUGGGAAAGCCUGGAUAUAUUUUUUCACUGUCCAUACAUCACUGAAUAUGUAACAGGCAAUAUGACUUUGUGCACUAUAAACUUAUUUUCAUUUCUGUAGUUAAAAGUUAGUUUCAGAAAGGUUGUAAAAUGCAUUCUGUCAUUUUUUCCUGUUCCCUAAGAACUUGUAAAAAUAAUUGAUGUAUGUGCUGGCUUUUCUUGUAUUUGGUGCAUAGCCAGAGUUCAAGAGUAAUAAAUAGUUUGAAAGUCUGUCCUUCCUUCCUUCCUUCCUUCCUUUUUUUUUUCUUUCUUUCUUUAGUACU
This is a messenger RNA of Mustela erminea (ermine), 4506 nucleotides long. It is a transcript of the gene BBS10, whose product is annotated as Bardet-Biedl syndrome 10. The record is from RefSeq and is a predicted model, not a curated record. Gene Ontology annotation, biological process: chaperone-mediated protein complex assembly. Bases 1630 to 3606 code for a protein of 658 amino acids. Lineage: Eukaryota; Metazoa; Chordata; Mammalia; Carnivora; Mustelidae. Gene Ontology annotation, molecular function: ATP binding. The transcript has 2 exons.